Messenger RNA from Aspergillus pseudotamarii, 768 nucleotides. RefSeq names its product hydroxyacylglutathione hydrolase. The coding region runs from base 1 to 768 and encodes 255 amino acids. Gene Ontology annotation, molecular function: hydroxyacylglutathione hydrolase activity. Lineage: Eukaryota; Fungi; Ascomycota; Eurotiomycetes; Eurotiales; Aspergillaceae. The record is from RefSeq and is a predicted model, not a curated record. The transcript is spliced from 9 exons.
AUGCAUAUCCAAUCGAUUCCGAUGUGGACGGGGAAGGGCAAUAACUAUGCCUACCUGGUGACGGACGAGCCAACUAAGCAGUCUGUAAUUAUUGAUCCGGCUAACCCGCCAGAAGUAGCACCGGUGUUGAAGAGCCAAAUUGAAGAUGGCAAGAUUGACCUGACAGCUAUUGUUAACACUCAUCACCACUGGGAUCACGCUGGCGGCAAUAAUGAAUUGCUCAAAAUCUUCGGCAAACUCCCUGUUAUCGGGGGUAAGAGCUGUCAAUCGGUGACGCAGACUCCAGCGCAUGGAGAGACAUUCAAGAUCGGAGAGCGUAUCUCCGUAAAAGCUCUCCAUACCCCCUGUCAUACUCAAGAUAGUAUUUGCUAUUUCAUGCAGGAUGGCGAGGAACGUGUCGUUUUCACGGGUGAUACCUUGUUCAUCGGAGGAUGUGGUCGCUUUUUUGAAGGCACCGCCCCCGAAAUGCACAAGGCGUUGAACGAGACGCUUGCCUCUUUGCCAGAUGAUACUAAGGUCUUUCCCGGCCACGAGUAUACCAAAGGCAACGUGAAGUUCUGUCUUGCCGUGUCGCAGUCAGAGCCUAUCACGAAGCUGGCGGCCUUCGCAGAGCAGAACCAGCAGACUCAGGGCAAGUUCACGAUUGGUGAUGAGAAGCUCCAUAACGUGUUCAUGCGCGUCAAUGACCCUGAGAUCCAGAAAAAGACCGGAAAGACAGACCCUGUAGAGGUGAUGGCAGCUCUGCGGGAGAUGAAGAAUGCGAUGUGA